Closterium sp. NIES-65 is the source of this 741-nucleotide messenger RNA. The record is from the annotation of a GenBank genome assembly. Lineage: Eukaryota; Viridiplantae; Streptophyta; Zygnematophyceae; Desmidiales; Closteriaceae.
AUGCCACGUACCGUCAUCAUGGUCCCAGUGCCGUCCGUGCAAGGGAGCGAGCAAUCGUUCGAUCGUUCAGUUGACCCUGCAGGCAGCAACGCAACCAUGGCUCCGCCACCUCUCUGUCCAUCCUUAGCUGCUGGCUUGGCACCUGUGGGACCAGAGGUUGGUCCUUCUGCGGAUGAACGUCGUGUAGCUAAUGAAAACAAGGAAAAUGCGAUUGAUGGCAACAACAUGUACGGCAUGGCAUUCCUUGCUGGAGGUGCUUAUGGUAUGGACAUCAACUAUGAUGUGGAGUACUUGGAUGAGGCUCAUGAGGAGGAAGGGGGAUUGAGGAGCAUCAUCAUCAACCUCGGAGUAACCUUGACACGACCUAAAGGCAAGGUGGUGGACAAAGAUCUCCUCAUGGUGGAAUGCAUGUCAAUCAUGGAAGGCUAUCUUGGUUUGUAUAUUGUGCGCGACCGCCCCAACAAGACAUUCCUCAUGCACCAGAAUGCAUACGUGGCGAAGGUGCAGCAGCGCUCCUUCAAGGGGGCGCCACCGAAGAAGCAGCCGAUCACCCCGCUCUCCUAUACCAGCUUUGUGAUGGAGGAUGCUGAGCUGCUUGCCGAUCGCACCAUGACCGACCGCUUUGCAGCAGGUGCACACCUAAGAACGGAUGCACAUUCGCAUGAGCUCUUCCGCACACUCUCCUACUGGGCUGCCUCAGCGGACAUGGGGCUGCUGUUCAAGGGAGGACCAAAGAGUUAA